AAUCAACAAAAACACCUAACCAACAACAACAAUGUCUAACAGCGAGUUAAGUGAACUAAUUGCCAUGGGCUGUCCCGACCUUGGUUCGACAAAUAGCAAUGGUGUUACCGCCUCGCAUAUUGUCGAUGAAAAACGUCGUCUUAGUGUCAAACAAAUGACAGCCACAGAAUUGGCUGCUGCCCGUGCGGCAGCUGCUUUUGAGAUUAAAAACGCCCUGGCCAAAGCCAAAGAUGUUGGCCUGAUACUUAGUGCUCCGGCCAGCAGUAGCACAUCCCUGACAAAAAAUAAUAGCGUAUCGAGCUUCCACAGUGAACCGCCAGCUGCACCCAGUAGUCUGUCGAAGACCAGCAGUGAGACGAGUUUUUUCUCAACCAACACCACACAGGUGGAGUGGACAAAUAAAUUUGAAGAAAAUUCAGAUGCAUCUUCUUCGGAGGAGGAAGAGGAUUCACCACAAAAAGAUGUUGAUGCAAAAGAAAAAGAUCGCAAACAUUUACAGGCUGCAAGGCCAAAGUUGUUACCCUCUUCCCCAGCUCCCAGGGAACGUAUAACUUCGCUACCCUCUCUCCUAGAUGAUGGCAUGGAAGAUCACUUCCUUUCGCUAAGCUCCUCAGCCGCUCCCUCAUCUGCUGGCACCGAUCCCGGCUCGGCCUCAGCUGCUGGCAAUUUGAAUCUCCCUCCCAAAUCAUCACCCUCAUCACAACAACAAUCCGAUGAAAAUAUACCCGCAGGAUUUUUCAAGCACCCAUUAAAUAAUUCCGAUAUCUCUUUGACGGAUCUGAAUAGUUCGGAACGUUUUAAAAGUAAACGUCCCUCGAUAUUGGAUUCCAUUGAGUUGCUAAGGAAACAACGUCGUGAUCGUGAGGAUAGCCGAGAACGACGCUCCGAUUCCCUACCCGAUGAUGAUCGUUUUGUGCGUAACAAUGAACGCAGCCCUGUUCCGGAUCGUUUAAAUUCGGCCAGCAAAGAUCCUAGCCGACGCGGCAGUAAUGCCAGCAAUAUCAGUGACAUGUCCGUAUCGGCCACCGUCACUUUGCCACCAACUCCACCCCUAACACCUUUCCCCUUGGCCAAGACAGCCUCAGCUCCGAAUAUGGAGAGGCGUAGAAGCAGCUUGGCUGGUCUCUUCCCAGGACCCUCUCCCUUAAUUGCCAAUGAACCAGUCCUUCACACAGAUCCCAAAGUUCAAGAAGAACUAACCAAAGAGGAGAUUAAAGAAAUUGCCGAAGAAACGCUACGCCGGGAAAUACCCACUGGAAAAAUGGUACAUCGUACCAAAACCCCACCACCUGUGGGCGUAAGCCUUGGCGUUAAUCUCAAAAAGGUUGCACCACCAAGUUCCAAAAUUACCGUAAAGAAAAAUGAAGGACCCAUGUUGGGUGUGGUGCUGCGCAAAGUGGAGCGUAAAGUAGAACCCCAAAAAAGUAUUCUCGAUGAUGAUAAGCCCCUUUAUCAUCUCUCCAUUGUGCGCAGUGAUGGUAAGGAGCAUAAACCCUCCUCCUCGUCGUCGUCAUCUUCGUCCUCCAAACCCAAACCGAAACCGGUGCCAUUACAAAAAUCUGCCACCAUUGCUAGUAAACCAAAUCCAGGUGGUAUUCUAACCGGGCCACAGGGACAACGUCCGGCCACAGCACAUCAUCCCCCUGCUGCCGCUCAACAGGUACCCGCUAAACCCGGUAGACCUAUGCCUGGUGUACCAAUAACCAUACAAAAGAUCGAAGGUGAUAAAAUUAUUAUCAUCAAGAAAAUUAUCGUACCGAAAAAUUCCAAAAUACCGGAACAAUAUCUUAAGGUUGGUUCAAACGUGUUCGAUGUUGUCCCCGCCGUUUGCGCAGUGGUGUUUUCGAACAGUGUUUUUGUCCAAUACAUGUAA
Messenger RNA from Musca vetustissima, 1873 nucleotides. RefSeq lists its product as uncharacterized. The transcript has 2 exons. Bases 32 to 1873 code for a protein of 613 amino acids. NCBI's taxonomy places the organism in Eukaryota, Metazoa, Arthropoda, Insecta, Diptera, Muscidae. The record is from RefSeq and is a predicted model, not a curated record.